AUGGGGUAUAAGCGGUGGCUACAGGUGAUCUCUGUCAAGAACGCGGAUGAUUGGAGUAUAAUAGCAAACCAUAUUGAACUUGUCAGGGAAAUUCAUUGUUUUGACGGCACACUACUCGACAUCAAACACCAGACCAACCUUUCAAAAAUACCUAAUUUAUACGCCGCCACGAUCGAUUCACAUAGUGAUGUCUGGCAUGAUGAACACUAUCGUUUCGCCUACCGAGAUAUUAUUUCUACUCUUCCACGCUCUCUCAAAAGACUGGAAAUUGAGCAUGCUCACGGUCCAGAUAUCAAGAUAAUAUCAUUAGUCAAGGAACAUUGUCCGGAACUCGAGGAACUAGUAUUGGGGAGGUGCACCAUGUUCAACAGGUCUCCAGCCUGCGAUUUUUGGUCCUCUUUCCCCCACGACCACGAUGCAUACAUGUCAAUGACUGGGACAGACGCAUAUGCUCAUUCUUUAGGGAGCGAGCUCGCACCACUCAAACACCUUCGGUCACUUCGAGUCGGACUCUACUUUGUUCCAUCGGAUAUUGUUCUCGCGCACAGGCUAUACCAUCGGCGGGGCGUUCCCGCUCCGGCGACUAUACACUGGCAGUCGGCAAUCCCCCUUGCCGAGUUACCCUCCAAUCCAUUCCUCCACGAAUCGCCACCGCAUCCUGAGCCUGCUACCACAGCCCAACUUGUUUCACUGCUGCACCGCCGUGAUGAAGGAUCUCAUACAGAGUUUACGUGUCCAAUGUGCGCCGAGAUCACAAGCGCGAGCGGCAGUGAGGCAGAAAAGAAUGCCAACUCGAUCCUUCGUGGAUAUCUCUCGAAGCUCACUUUUGUGGAAUGGAUGGGAUGGUUAACACCUGGACAUUUAGGGGUUCACUCUUAUCGGUUUUCCUCAUGA
Messenger RNA from Rhizoctonia solani, 894 nucleotides. RefSeq lists its product as uncharacterized. Bases 1 to 894 code for a protein of 297 amino acids. The transcript has 3 exons. NCBI's taxonomy places the organism in Eukaryota, Fungi, Basidiomycota, Agaricomycetes, Cantharellales, Ceratobasidiaceae. The record is from RefSeq and is a predicted model, not a curated record.